Pyricularia pennisetigena is the source of this 2064-nucleotide messenger RNA. RefSeq lists its product as uncharacterized. The record is from RefSeq and is a predicted model, not a curated record. Gene Ontology annotation, cellular component: cytoplasm; mitochondrion. Gene Ontology annotation, molecular function: ATP hydrolysis activity; ATP binding. The transcript has a single exon. The coding region runs from base 1 to 2064 and encodes 687 amino acids. Lineage: Eukaryota; Fungi; Ascomycota; Sordariomycetes; Magnaporthales; Pyriculariaceae.
AUGAGGCGCCGGCUCAGUUCAACCGCUGCGGCGGUCACCAUAACCGACCCCCUCGUCAAGUACCAAUCCCUGGUCCAAACAGGUGUCUAUCUUCCCGAUCCGGCCCAGCACCGAUUGGCUCUCCACCUUCAGAAGCUUUACAAGAGGCUCAAGGACUAUGUUCCGUCACCAGAGUACCGUUCUCGUCUUCGGCAGGUGACAAAGACCGUCGAGGCUUCUCGGUCCACCGUCGGCGACGACCUGGCAGCCCCAGGCCACCCGCUCCGGAGGAACCCGUUGUUCGCCCGCUUCUUCAGGCCGGAUGAAGAGGCUCAGGCGAGCGCCGAUGCAAAGGCGCUCACCCGUGUCCUGACAAGCCACCAAGCCGCCCUCGAGGCGGACUCGCCGCGUGGCCUGUUCCUCUCGGGCGAGGUGGGCACCGGCAAGUCUAUGCUCCUGGACCUGUUGGCCGACGGGCUGCCCACGCGGCUGAAGCGGAGGUGGCACUUCAACACAUUCAUGCUGCACGCCUUUGCGCGGCUGGAGCAGUACCGACGGCAGCAGGGCCUGAGCGGCGGCAGCGGCGAUGAUGCAACCAACUACUCGCUCAUCUGGCUGGCCAAGGAGAUGGUCGAGUCCAGCCCCAUCCUGUUCCUCGACGAGUUCCAGCUGCCAGACCGUGCGGCGAGCAAGCUCCUCAGCAACCUCUUCAUUGCCUUCUUCCAGCUUGGAGGGGUUCUGGUGGCGUCGUCCAACCGCGUGCCCGAGGAGCUUGAACGUGCUUCUGGUGUCACCUUUACGCCGCCUGCCGUCGGUGGCCUGGUUCACCGGCUUUUUGUGAGCAUGGGAGCCACGAACCCAAAGAGAAGUGGCGAGCUCUUUGGUUCGUCGAGCGACUUCGCCGCAUUUCUUGAGGUUCUCAAAGCCAGGUGUGACUUCUUCCACAUCGAGGGAGCCAAGGACUGGAGGCGGAGGGACGAUGCGAGCGAUCUGGGUGCUGCAUUUUCUGCUAGGCAGCAUCGAUUACCGGCACUUAGUGAGUUUUCUCAGGCCAGAGCGACAGGCAAUGUUGAAGAAAGUGCUACAUCAGAGCCGUUCACAAAGUCGGAGCAGGAACCUAAGAGUAUCUUGCCACGCAAGUAUUUCUUGAGCUCUGAAGUAGAUGGUACGAAUGACGUGCUACUCACUUCUGAAAUGGCUCUGGCAGACUGGCAACCAGCAGAGUUGUCAGUGUACGGCCGGCGCGUUGUGGUGCCCAAGCAACACGACGGCGUUGCUCUAUGGAUGUUCGAGGAUCUCGUUUCGUCUCUGGGACCAGCCGACUAUAUAACCUUGGCCUCAAACUAUCAUACUUUUAUUAUCGACAAUGUACCAGUCCUGCCGACAUCUAAGAAAAAUGAAGCACGAAGAUUUAUCACAUUUCUGGACGCCCUGUACGAGGCUCGUUGUAAGCUCGUCAUAAGGGCUCAGGCGGGACCUGACGACAUCUUUUUCCCAGACAUGAGGCUAUCCAAAUCUUCCAAUACUGCCGGUAGCGACAAAGACACCAUCGCACCGGUUGAGGACGGAGACGCCACAUACUCCGAGACCGUUGCCGAGGUGUACCAAGACCAGCUGGCACCCUUCCGACCCAACAUAUCUACCUACGAAUCCGAAGCACGUACGUCAAAGUACGACCCGGACCAAGACUCGGAUUUUGGCCUGGACGACUCCCACAACCCCAGGCCCGGAAUGUCGGUGCACGGCAACAACCAUGCGGUGAACUUCGCAGACGCCGGCGCCUUCACUGGAGAGGAUGAGCGUUUUGCCUACCGUCGGGCAGCCAGCCGGCUCUGGGAGCUCUGCAGCGCCAGGUGGCAUGCGCGUGGGGAGCCUGGGUGGUGGCGGCCGCUCCCUUUAGAGGCUAGACACUGGGAGGGAAGGUCUGUCACCAAACCGAUGGGUCCGCAUACUCAUUUGAAUCAUCGAAUCGGCCUCAAGACAGAUGCACAUAUGGGACCAUCAGUUGCAUUGGACGAGCCGGCAGGUCUCGAGCGCUUCAGGCUCGCAGAGUUGAGGAAGGCAGGCUCCGAACCAGGUAAUUAA